Molecule: messenger RNA, 3018 nt
Organism: Oldenlandia corymbosa var. corymbosa
Lineage: Eukaryota; Viridiplantae; Streptophyta; Magnoliopsida; Gentianales; Rubiaceae
Source: the annotation of a GenBank genome assembly
AUGGAUUCGCCACCUUCCCGAUUGGGAAGGUUAGAUUCAAAUUCGUCGAAUCAUGAUGGCAAGGGGCUGCGGAGUUCAUCCUCGCUGUCGAAAUCGAUUUCUAGUUCCUCCAGCCAAAGUUUGUCCUCCAUUCUCAAUAAUCCUCACGCCGGGAAAUCCGACUACUGGUGGUCCUCGACGUCGUCCAUCCCCGCUCCAGAGUUCGCGCCGUUGCCAUUGGCCAACUCCUCCGCUGUUCCCAAACCUGGAUCCGAAGUUACUAAAGCUGAUUUCGGUCCCUACAUCCGCUCUAUCUCCGAGCAUUACAGUCGCUUCCAUGACAUUCAACAACACGAGUCGCUUGAGGGGCAGGACGGUGAGUUUGCGGGACAGGGCGAGGCAUUGGUGGCUUGUUUAAGGGAAGUUCCUGCUUUGUACUUUAAGGAAGACUUCAAAUUGGAGGAGGGCGGGACUUUCAAGGCGGCAUGUCCAUUCAAAACGACAGCAGAGAACUUGGUGUUGCAGGAAAAGCUCUCGCAGUACUUGGAUACUGUGGAGUUGCAUUUGGUGAAGGAGAUUUCUCUCAGGUCCAGCUCCUUUUAUGAAGCUCAAGGGCAGUUGGAGGACUUGAAUACCAAAAUUGUGGAAGGAUGCAAUAGGAUUAGGGAAUUGAAGGAAACUAUUAGGCUUUUGGACUCAGGUUUAAUUGGUUCCGCGAGGCGUGUACAGGAGGUGAGUUUGCGGAGGGAUAAUUUGGUUGCAUUGAGGAACAAGUUGAAGCUCAUACAAUAUGUAAACCAAGCACUCUCUACUCUGAAUUUGCUUAUUGCUUCUGCAGAUUGUGCUGGAGCUUUAGAUGUUACACUUGAUUUGCAGCAGUUAUUGGAUGGGGAUGAGCUGACUGGUUUGCAUUGCUUUCGGAGUCUUAGGGAUCACGUAGUAGCGGCUGUGGACUCUAUCAACAAUAUUCUUUCAGCGGAAUUUUUGCGCGUGUCUUUGCAUGAGGGACGUGAGGGUGCAUCAUUUGAAUCAAUAACAAGAGCAAGCGCAAUUAUGACUGGGCAAGAUGUACAGGUUGAAUUGAAUGAAGAUGAGGCCUCAAAUCUGCGAGAUCGGCUUCUUCCUGUUGUUAUUGGAUUGCUUAGAACCGCAAGACUCCCUGCUGUGUUGAGAAUGUAUCGUGAUACACUCACUGCUGAUAUGAAAGCUGCUUUCAAGGCGGCAGUUUCUGAGUGGCUUCCUGUUCUUGUUGCCUCAGAUAUUGUCCAAGGCGAAAGGGUGGUUGAUACUGAUGGGGGAGGUUCCAGACUUGGAGAUAAACUUAGAAGCCUGUCUCCUGACUGCUUUCUUCAGCUUUUGAGUGCUAUUUUUGUUGUUGUACAGGCACACUUGGAACGAGCUUCUGAAGUUAAAAAGGCAAUUGAGUGGAUUAUGUCUAAUCGUGAUGGUCAUUAUGCUGCCAAUACUGUUGCUGCUGCUAUUGCAGUUGGUGCAGCAGCAGUGGAAUCAUCGCAAGAGACUGAUGGUAGUGCCGGUAACCUCUUGUCAUACACUUCUCAUGGAGAUGGCCGGGAAAAUCAUGCUUCAACCCCAUCUAAUUCAUCUGGGAAUUUCCGAACUGAUGUUCUAAGGGAGAAUACAGAAGCUGUAUUUGCUGCUUGUGAUGCAGCUCAUCAUAGAUGGGCGAAGCUCCUGGGAGUCCGUGCAAAUAUCCAUGACAAGCUGAGGUUGCAGGAGUUUUUGAGUGUUUAUAACUUGACUCAGGACUUCAUGAAUGUAACAGAAAAGAUUGGUGGAAGGUUGGGUUAUAGCAUCCGUGGAAUUCUGCAGUCACAGGCUAAAACUUUUGUUGAGACCCAACAUGAAUCUCGAAUGGCCAAGAUGAGAGCUAUUCUUGAGCAAGAAAAUUGGAAUGAAGUGGAUGUGCCUGAUGAAUACCAAACUAUUCUCAAUUCAAUGUUUUCCUCAGAAUCUUCUUCAAGUGAGCACAUAGACGAGCCUCCCGUUGGUUCACCAGCAAGCAAUGGCAACCCACCUGUGCAUACAGAAGCUUCUCCAGGGGGUGAUGCUGGAUCUUUGAAUUUAGUUGAACAUGCUGGCCAGAAUGAGUCUGGUCAAUUGAGUGGAGAUAAUCGCCAGCGGAACUCUGCUGAGAACACUGCUGAAAAUGGUCCUUCUACUGCCCAGAAUAAUGAUGCUAACCGAAAAGAGCGUGGAAAACCUUCCUGUAGAACUCUUUCUUUCAAAGGUCUUCAGUAUCACAUGGUGAAUUGUGGUUUAAGUCUGGUCAAGAUGUUAGCAGAAUACAUUGACAUGGUUAAUUGUUUGUCAAUGCAAUCAUCAGAAAUUGGGCGUCGUAUUGUGGAAAUCUUGAAGUUUUUCAAUACAAGGACUGCUCAGCUUGUUCUUGGGGCAGGAGCCAUGCAGGUGUCUGGUUUGAAGUCUAUAACUUCUAAGCAUCUUGCUUUGUCCAGUCAGGUCAUUGGUUUUGUGCACGCAAUGAUACCUGAAAUCAGGAGAGUUCUCUUCUCAAAAGUACCCGAGACGCGCAAGGUUCUUCUGUCAUCCGAGAUUGAUCGUGUAACACAGGAUUACAAAGUCCACCAAGAGGAGAUACAUUCGAAGCUUGUUCAGAUUAUGAAAGAGAGAUUGUUGUUUAAUCUUCGCCGAUUGCCACAAAUUGUUGAGAGUUGGAAUGGGCCUGAAGAUUCUGAUCCACAGCCAAGUCAAUUCGCGCUGUCUGUUACUAAGGAAGUUGGUGUCUUACAGCGUGCCCUAUCUCGAACACUGCAUCAGUUUGAGGUUGAGACUAUCUUCAGGCAAGUGGUUGUGAUAUUUCAUACUCAGAUUUCCCAGGCAUAUUCGAGUGUAGAUGUCAGUACUCCACAAGCUAAAAGCAGGCUGCAACGUGAUGUUCAUCACAUCCUUCGGUGCAUUCGAUCUUUGCCUUCUGGCUGUUCAAGUGAAUCUGGUCCAACAAACUGGGGGCAGCUUGAUGAAUUCUUUGUGCAAAGAUUUGGCACAGAAACUGACAAUUAG